Molecule: messenger RNA, 621 nt
Organism: Spea bombifrons (plains spadefoot toad)
Lineage: Eukaryota; Metazoa; Chordata; Amphibia; Anura; Pelobatidae
Product: hemoglobin subunit alpha-3-like
Exons: 3
Coding region: 17-445 (142 amino acids)
Biological process (GO): oxygen transport; hydrogen peroxide catabolic process
Cellular component (GO): blood microparticle; haptoglobin-hemoglobin complex; hemoglobin complex
Molecular function (GO): organic acid binding; peroxidase activity; heme binding
Source: RefSeq, a predicted model, not a curated record
CCUCCCAAUUGCCAAAAUGACUCUGAGCAGCAGCGAGAGGUCCGCAAUUGUUUCACUCUGGGGCAAGAUCGCUCCUAACGCCAGUGCCCUUGGAGCUGAAGCUUUGGAGAGACUUUUCCUGAGCUUCCCUCAGACCAAGACAUACUUCAGCCAUUUUGACCUGAGCCAUGGCUCUGCUGAUCUCCUUAACCAUGGUGGAAAAGUUGUGAAUGCCCUGGGAGAGGCCGCAAAGCACCUUGACAGCCUUUCAGGCUCCCUGUCAACCCUCAGUGACCUGCAUGCCUACAACCUGAGAGUGGAUCCAGGAAACUUCAAGUUGCUGUCUCAAACUAUCCAAGUGACUCUGGCUGCUCACUUCCCUGAAGACUUCACACCCUCAGUCCAGGCUGCCUGGGACAAAUUUAUUGCUGAAGUAGCUGCUGUCUUGACCUCCAAGUACAGAUAAAAACAUCAAGACUAGAUGAAUACAUCUGCGAUGACACCAACUUAUGGGAGUUUUACUGGAAAUUAUGUGCAUACGUUUUUCUCCAGAACUGUAACACUAUAAGAAUGUGUUAUACUUAUGUCACAAUAUAAAAUAAGAUUCCAGUUGUGAAAAAUAAAAAAAUACUUUUUAUUCCA